AUGUCAGUCCCAAACGGAAACGAUCGAGCACUUCUACUCGCUCUAAAUAUGUCUCUUUCGCCAGCUUCAUAUCGUUCUGAAGAACAGCCACAAAAUUCACAGUCACUUAUUAGUCAUUAUCUUUCAGGAUACGAUCAUGGUUUAGCAGCUGCAUCAGAAUCGGAAUUUUCAACGCAGAAUCCUGUAGAUACAACUCAUUGUCAAGCGUCAGUUAUCGAGACAGAAGCAGAUAUACUUUUGGACCCGGCCGCCGAGUGGCUGCUUCCAAAUCCUCAGAGUAUGAAUGCUUAUGCUCGCCCAAAUUGCAGUCCUCUAUAUUUCGAGCAGCUUUUAAUAGCGAAUAUAUCAUCAACACAUAGAACUGUGCCGGAGAAUGGGAUGUCUUUGAACAGCGAUGAAGAGUUGGCUCUCACACACUAUCGAACGGCUUUCUCUCAGUCUCAAACCACGAGAGAUCCACAGUGGUCUACUUCAACUUUGCUGCUACUCCACGGACUAAAACAGUCAGAGAUGCUUCUCCAUCUUAUACUAGCUGUCUCGCUUCAUGAUAUGCCAUCUGAUCCUGUCAACCUUAGCCGGCUUCGUCAAAUUAGUCACAAGCAUUACGAGAAAGGGACAGAGCAACUCAUGCAAGCUUUAUAG
Messenger RNA from Sclerotinia borealis F-4128, 642 nucleotides. The record is from the annotation of a GenBank genome assembly. Lineage: Eukaryota; Fungi; Ascomycota; Leotiomycetes; Helotiales; Sclerotiniaceae.